Molecule: messenger RNA, 3105 nt
Organism: Haliotis rufescens (red abalone)
Lineage: Eukaryota; Metazoa; Mollusca; Gastropoda; Lepetellida; Haliotidae
Exons: 13
Coding region: 103-2523 (806 amino acids)
Molecular function (GO): interleukin-17 receptor activity
Source: RefSeq, a predicted model, not a curated record
UUUCGUGGUUACGCAUCAACACUUGUGACCUACACACAAUCUCGCGGAUUUAAUCUGCAGUCCGUGAUUGAAUCACUCCUCACAGUCACUGCAGGGGCGAGGAUGUGUGGCAGGGGGAACGCCGGGGCUGCGGCGAUAACUUUAGAUGUUUGUAAAUUAUGUUUGUUUGUCCUGCCUGUAGUGUUGUCAAGGGAGGUCGGAUCGACUGGAAACUGUUCAGGAAAUGGUUUGGCGGAACCCUUGGCCAUAUGGGGAAUGAAGGAGAGAGACGCCUUGUCCUGUACGCUGUGGGGGACGGAAAGAUGUAAAAAUGGAACUCUACCCCGUCAAGUUGGGGGGGAUUUCAUGGGUGCUCCACAGUCACUGGAGGUGGAGGGGGAAUUAUUUAAAGAUAACGCGGGCAAUCUCCACCCCCAAGUCGUGGUUACAUGGGAACCACCUGCACAAGGUGCUGGGUUUCACAGCCUUAAAGGAUUCUACGUGAAAAUUUACAAAAUCCCAGAGAACUCUGUGUUCCGUUGCUAUGUUUUCGAUUUCUCUCAAAGCAACUUUACAUCAAGUGAUCAUAAGCUUAAGUUCAAAAAGAAGAUCCUGGGAAUAGAUGGUGGAUCAGAUCUUUUAUACCUCCUGGAGAUGUACACACUACCCCUGUCAACAGGAUCCAAGUCAAAAGGCCGGUACUUCAGACUUCAGCCGUUUCAAGAUGGCAAGUCCCCCGGGGAUUGGUCAGCUGCCCUAACCUACAAGGGAGACAACCGCAUGGCCCCUGCCGAUAUCACCGUGAGAUUUAGCCUGGCACCCAAGGAAUACAAGUUUUCCAGAUAUGUCGUGAAGCUUGUCGGAGCCCGAAGUAGUCUCAAUGCUGUCAACAAGUGUGAAAUCGACAUCAAUCACGAUUCCUCGUGCAAAGGCGUGAUAAUCCACCAACCUACCGAGAAUGCUAGUUCCAUCGCCCUCACGUUCUUUGAGCUUCAGGCAGAUAGUUACAAAAUUCGGAUACAACCGAAAGACUCCUACAGGUGGACGCGUGGUCGAUGCCUGUGUUAUCAGAAGACAUCAAACACGUCCAGGCGCUGCUUCCCCUGUCUAACCACGGAGACUGACUGGAUUAAUGUAACGCAACACGAGGAUGCCUCAUCCGCACCAUCGACAUCUCCAGUAGCGACAGACACCCUCGCUACCUCACAAGAUUCAGGGGUGGUGGAGUCAAAAGAUGCCUCAUCCGUGACAUCGACAUCUCCAGUAGCGAAAGACACCCUCGCCAACUCACAAGAUCCUGGGGUGGCCGAGACAACUAUGUCAAAGAGACUUAUUACAGUGGUAGCGGGAACGGUUGGCGUCCUGAUAGGCUGCGGCUUUGUGUGCAUGGUGGUAGUUAUGCUGUGGGGCAAGAAGUUGUCUUGGGCAACACAGCGUCUCAUGUAUAAUAGCAUCCCAACCCGUGACCGCGGCAAUGGCACACACAGUCGACCUGCUCUUUAUGUGAGGAAGGUUUACUUGGUGUAUGCGGAAGAUCACAAGGACCACAUGAAUGCGAUCACCAAUCUGGCCAGCCAUCUCAAGAACCAAUGCUGCUGUGAGGUCUUCUUUCUUCGCUGGUUCCCACGAGCAGUCCAGACAAUGGGAGUCUACCAAUGGAUUCUCACACACAUUGAUCAGGCUGACUUCGUGAUCAUCAUCAACUCGGAGGCAGCGUUCAAACUUUUUGAAACUCGCAACACCAAUGCAUCUCUGAGAAGAUUGGACGAGGGCCCAGAGGGCGACACCUUCUCUCCGGCCCUCACCCAUGUCAUGGCGAAGUCAUCAGAGCCAGGGUUCUUCAAGAAGACAAUCCUAGCCCAUUUUGACUACACUGAUGAGGACUUCAUCUUGAAGGAGGUCAGUCCCGGUGUUCAGUACAUGUUGCCGAAACACUUCAAGGAGUUCCUGUGUCACAUCCAUGAGAUGAGUGGAGAGUCUGAUCUUGAUGAAAUGGUUAACCUGGAUGCAACUUCAAGCGGGCGACAGUUACUGGAGGCCAUAAGAAAAGCCAAACAUUUCCAAAAGUCGGACCCACAAUGGUUUGAUGAGAGGUUCUAUCGUCAAGAGGAUUCAGCCUAUGACUCCCUCAGUGAGUCCAAAUGUGACAGUCCAGUGGGAGUGGAUGACUCUGUCUCCAUAGCAACAAGACCUCUUAGAGGAAUAUACACACGUCCUUCUGAAUCUGACAAUGCUGAUGCGGACUUCAAAAGCACUGUGACAUACAACACUGAUUAUGCCAGGGCUCAUGGGGACUAUGUUUUUGAUGUGAUCCCCCCGAGUGAAGUCUCAGCUGGGGCUACAACAGAGUUCUUAUACAGACAGUUGGACAGCAUCAAUAAGCAGAAUGAAAAUAACUCUAUCGGCUUUAACCCUGUUCUUACAGUGCGAACAGAUGUGGAUGAAACUUCACUGUCUACUUACAUGGUUGACCCUCCAGAUGUUGCAGGCCAAGGAGACUCCCAGCCUGACAGUCCCGUCUCCGUCGAGGGCAGAGACGAGUAGAUUUUCAUAAAUGUGGAAGAUUGAGAAAGCAGGUAGAAUGAACUCUGUAUUGGACAGUGUUUAGUACAUAAUGAUGUUUUCUACAUUGGUGAAACUGACGAACAAUGGAAUUCAUUUCUUAACAUUCCAUCUUUGAAAUAUAUUUCAACACAAUGACCUCUUUUUUUUAAAUUUUAGGGAUGUUUGCCUUUAGUUCCCUCAAACUAUUUCAUAUGCAAUAUGCUUUCAUAACACUUAUAAGAUCACAGAUUGCCUCAAAACACAUAUCUGCACACUGUUACCUCCAAAUCAUCUUCCCGAGGCAAGGGAGUUAACUGACUAGAACAGUCCAGAUUCCACCCUUGCUGAACUAGGCUGGAAUUUUGUGGCUUGAUCGUAGCGCUACCAAUGGCUAUUCUGUCUUUCUGUGUUCCUCCUAUGGACCAAUCAGAUUCCACCUCUCAUAUCACUUGCAUUUGCUUAAAACAAAAUGGCAGCACGCAGUCAAGACUAUCUGAUUGAUCAUCAACAUCUAUUUUGUCAUCUUUCCUCACGAAGUGCAUCAAAUCACUUGAGCGCCUUCAUUAAAAACAUGAAAAGAUU